This is a messenger RNA of Frieseomelitta varia, 7570 nucleotides long. It is a transcript of the gene Patronin, whose product is annotated as patronin. Gene Ontology annotation, cellular component: microtubule minus-end. Gene Ontology annotation, biological process: cytoplasmic microtubule organization; neuron projection development; negative regulation of microtubule depolymerization. Gene Ontology annotation, molecular function: microtubule minus-end binding; spectrin binding; calmodulin binding. The transcript is spliced from 27 exons. The record is from RefSeq and is a predicted model, not a curated record. Lineage: Eukaryota; Metazoa; Arthropoda; Insecta; Hymenoptera; Apidae. Bases 756 to 5855 code for a protein of 1699 amino acids.
UCUGAUUGGUGUUUGGCCCCGAGAAGAGUUUCAUGUGUCAUGUUCAGUGUUUUAAGUUCGUGUCUUUAUGUAGUCUUUUACGAUGCUGAGGAUUAGUCAAAUUGUGCGGUCGAUAAAGAAGAAUUUUAUAUAUUCGGAGAAAUAAUUUAUGGAUUGAAAGUGUCUGUGCGAUGAGUUUCGAUUUGUAUUGCCGAAGAUGUGCGACACCGUGCAGUCGAUGAAGAGAAAUUUUGUGUAGCCGAAGCAGAAAGAGGACACAUUCGGAGAAGCUUACGGAUCGAUAGUGACUUUAUAUUUGUGUCUAUGUUCUCGUGGUGAUCGUUUUCGACUGUAUUUUGUAAUGUAAGUCGCGGAUAGAAGCGGUGACAGAUACACGCGGCAGAGAAUGACAAUUUACCAGACGAGUAGCGGUUUCUUCUAUCUAUUUGAUGUCACGGUUGAAUCAGUUUUGCAACGACGGCUGCGUUAAAAUCAGUCUCUGGCUUCUUGCCACGUGAAAUUUGAUUCACUCCGAGAUUAUAUCGCUGUGGCAGGAAUGCACUUGACUUUGCUACCACGAGAAUUAUGACUACGUGAGAAAAGGAAGACCCGUGCUAGCUAGCUCACUAUGGAACAGUAGCGUUAAAAGAAUUCGAAGUUGGAAUUUAGUGGUUUCGCAAGGAAAGUUUGCUGCGGUUCGAUGAGUUUUUGGAAAGUGUCGAUGUUGUAUUGUGCACAGUGGUAUUUCUCGUGACCGUAACAGCAAUUUCUAUAGGAUGGCUAGUGAAGUGAUGUUGGCACCCGCCGCGACGCCUGGAACGUCCAGACGAGAAAUAGACGACGUUAGAGAUAUGGUUAGAAAUGCGACCGUCACUACUGUUUACGCCAAACAACGUGCCUCCGUAAAAUGGCUCUUGUCGAAGGCGUACAAUAACCGAGUGCCAGAAAACCUUCGUGAGCCGUAUUAUGUCGAUAAUGAGAAUCAAGAACACCUGAAGCCGCAGAUCGUCCACGCACUUUCUAAUGCAGAACUUUACUGUUUGGCGUUGGCAAACAUCUAUUCGGAUCCAAAUUAUCACAAUCAGAAUCAUUGCGGUAUUCUUCAAGCCCUUGCCAGAAAAGGUGUUUACCUCGCGGAGCCAAACAAUACUCAACUCACUGAAACGAUCCUCAUUCAAAAUUCACCACUCAAGAUGUCUGCGCAUAUGGCUGUGAUAGAGGGCCUGAUGGUCUUAUACGCGAAGGAAGUAGUGACUGGAGAUCGGGUGGUCUCGGCGAUCCGGCGAUUCGAUCCUCAGGCGGAAGUGGACGUACCAGCGGACCACGAGAAGGGUCUUCUUCUGUGGAUCAGUCACGCGUCACACGCGUUGAUCGCCAAAAUCCAGACAGAGGAGGAUGCUGCUGAUAAAACGCGGCUACCAGAACUGCCAGCUGCCAAGGACUUCCAAUCGUUGUGCGAUGGUGUGGGUCUUGCCGCUGUUGUGGCGUUCUACUGCCCCGGCGAGCUCAAUUGGAUGGACAUCAGGGUGUCGAAAAGACCCUCGGUCGCAGACGCGCUGCACAAUUUGUCGCUGGUCCACGCAUUUUGUAACAGAUGCUUACCCUAUUCCAUUUUUCACAUGCAACCUGAGGACGUGACGUACAUGAGAGGAUCUAUGAAGCAAAAUUUAGUCGUUUUCCUGGCCGAUAUGUACAACGUAUUGGAAAUUCAUCCGGUGAAGUGUGUACGUUACCCAGGCGAGGAAAGGGCAAUGCAGUUCUUAGAUGCCUGCCCGCGCAAUAGUCAUGGCGUAGCUCAUAAAAGAAGUCUGCCACAGUCUAUAGCUCCGAUACCUGAUCUGAGAAGCAACCUCUCCGUAUCCGCGCCAGGCUUCACAGUUGCAAAAGCACCGUCAUCUUCUUCCGUCAAGAAAUCACAAUCACUGCAACAAACUGCCGAAAAUUAUUCUCACGACGACAGACGAGCAGGAAGCGAAGAAAGUUUCGUAGUCCAUCGUGGCAAAGGUAUCCCUACGUUAAGCUCUGUGGCAGAUGAAAAAUCUACAACUAGAGCGGACGCCGCUGGUCGGCCGAGCAACUGGGAAGAACAGAGAAGAAGCUCGUAUGCUGGCCGACGAUCUAGGCGUAAUAGCGUUUCGGACGAUUCUCAGUUGACUAUCGAGAACUUUGGUGGAUCUCAAGAUAAUUUACACAACUUCGGCAGAAAUCCGGAUAAAGAAGUUGGAGCACAUAUUGGUAAACGAAGCACCACAGAACCAACGCUACCGGCGAGAUCUAGCGUUCAGGAUGUGUAUGGCAGCGGAGUGCAACACAUUUUGUCCGAUAACGGAUACGAUAAGGAAGGGCCGCCAAGAUUGAGACGACAAACCUCGAAUUCCAGCUUAGACAACGUCACGCUCAAACAAGUUUUACAUUCCAGUGAGAACGUUAAUUCGGAUGGGGAUACAUCCAAGUUAGCUAGCUUUGCAAACCUAAGCAGGCAAAGUUCUGAGAAAGGGAUCAACCUGACCUAUACGGAACAAGAACGUGACGACAGUAAAUCGAAUUUGUCAAAUAAGAAACUUGGCCAAAGCAAUGGAAACAGGAAUGGCGAGAAGAAAACAACGUUUGCUACGUUACCGAAUACAACAACAUGGCAGCAACAAAGUAAUCAGCAGUCUCAACAGGUGGAACAACAUUCUGUCGACGAAAAUGGAGGUAACACAAUUAUGGCUUCCCAACUGAAUAAUAUUAGAUUAAAGCUGGAGGAGAAACGUCGUCAUAUAGAAAACGAGAAGAGGAGGAUGGAAGUUGUGAUGUCGAAACAGCGGCAGAAAGUGGGCAAAGCCGCGUUCCUACAAGCUGUCACGAAGGGUAAGGUUAAAUCUCCCUCUUCAUCAACGUCUGGGGGGGACAGUCCGGCUGAAAUUGGUCCCCCCACUCCUGUAACCUCCGGAUCUUCGGGGGAUACCCCGACAAGUGUUUCCGAGACGACCCCUGUAACCCAACAACCCUCUCAAGAAAAACCACAGAGACCCUUCUCGCUCAAGGAAAUUAGUGAAGAUGUUCGGGAUGUUGAACACAAGUGGUUGGAGCAUGAUGGUAAUGCACCAUUUAUUGAAACAAGACGCACUCCAGACAUUGAGAAUAUGGAUCUUGAACAAUAUCAUCAGUCUAUAUCACAAAUGAAUACAAGUCUUAGUGAAAUACAAGCUGAUAUACAACGUUUAGCUAAUCAGCAAAAUCAAAUACAGCAGCAGCAUCUAAUGACACAACAUCAACAACAAAUGCAACAACAACUUCAGCAGUUACAAAGUCUUAGUCAACAACAUAUGCAAAAUUUUGGAAUGGCACCUAUGAAUCCAUUGACAUCAAAAUUACAAGAUACUCAACAAUCACAGUUUUAUUUACAUGAUCAACCCCAACUGCAAAGACGAAUGUGGGGUCAGCCACCUCCAACACAAAGCUUAGCGAAUGAAAUGGCUGCUGUGAGCUAUCAACAAUCAAUAGAUCCACGAUAUAGUACUCAAUCAACACCUUAUCAACAAGAUAUGCGUUUAUAUCAAGAGACACGGAAUUGGGGAACACAUCCACCUCAACAGAAAGGAUUUGUUUUACAUGAUACUCCACAGGAACCGAGAUAUCUCAAUGGCGGAGAUCAUAGUCUUUGUAAUAAUCAAAUGAGUCAUCCUGGUUCUACAUAUCCAUCAUCUACAUCUAUCUUUAAUCAAACACCACCAUCUUCUGCUAGUCCACAACAUCGUAAUGCUGUUCAUCGAAUAAGUCAGUUAAUGAGUGAAAGUCCCGAACCAAAAAGGCCAACUGUACAUCAUAUACCAAUUAAGUGUGAAAGCCCUACCGAAAAAAGACAAAUUACUGCAUUGCAUGCACCUGUUCCAGCACCACCUGUUGAUGACAUGAAGCCUCAGAAUAUAUCAUUUAUUGGAAAUGAUGAUGAGCUUACUCAAGGUAUAAGAGGUUUAAACAUCACGUCCGGCAGCCGUACAUAUAGAAUUCCAUCACCAACUAGACCUUCAAUUUCACGUAAUUCAUUUCAACCCCAUCCAUCACUAAGAGAAGCCACACCAUCUCCAUCAGGUACACCAGAGGUAACACCUCUAGAUCCAAUGGAUGCUGGUGAAAAAGGAUUCUAUAUUUGUUUUGAUAAUGACGCACCAAAGAAACCAAAACCAACUCUAAGAGUAAAAAGAACAUCUCCCAAAAAGGAAAGAGGCGCGUCAUCGUAUAUUGAAAAUGAAGAUUUUACGAUGCGCCCUGACUCUCCUGCUACCAUUAUGGAUAGACAAAAACAGCUAGAAAUUCAACGAGAGUCUGAUCGAGAAAAACAGCGUCAAAUAGAUGAGAGAGACUUCCAACGGCAGGAAAUUAGAAAUAAAGAAGUACAAAGAGAAGGAGCAAGAGAAAAACAACGACACGAGAUAAGUGGAGAAGGCCGACAAUCUGGAGUUGGUUUAAUAAUUGGAAAUCAAUUAGCAAAUCCUGAUCCAAAUUCUCUUGAUGAAAUGGAACGAAAGAAAGAACGUAUAAUGCUUUUAUCGCUGCAAAGAAGACAGCAACAAGAAGAGAUGAAAGAAAGAAAAGAGGCAGAGGCACAAGCUCGUCGAGAACAAGAAAAAUUAAAAGCAGAAGAAAGAGCUCGUAAAAAAGAAGAGGAAAGGCAACGAAGAGCAGCUAUUUUAGAACAACAUAAAGUAAAGAAAGCGAUAGAAGAGGCAGAAAGAGAAGGUAAGGUUAUCGAUAAAGAACUUCUCAAUGCAAUAAAACCAACAAAAUUGCGUAACAAGACUGCAACUCGACCACGACCCAAAACAAUUCACGUGGAUGCUGGUACGGAGCUGGAUUCUGGAGCUCUUACGCCAAGUCGCGGGAAGAAGGGUUCUUCUUCUAAUCUAAGUACAGCGUCGCUGACUUCCCCGACGAUGAGGCGAGACUACUACCGAGGCUCGCAGGACAGUCUUACUGCUGCUCAUUUUGAUGAACGACGUUCCGGCCCUCUUUAUCGGGGCGGCAGUCUCAGGGUAUCUUCCGUAGAUUCACCUGAUGACGGUAGAGGUUCCUCCCCUUGUCGAAGUAUGAAUCAACUUGGUCGGCGUGGUUCCUACAAAACAUCUAGAGAUGUGCAGGAGCCUCAGCAACAGGUUAGAGGCAGGCCUAAAUACCCGAGUUACCAAAACUUUAAGGGGAGAAAGUCUAAUUCCUUGAUGAAUUUGUGUGGUUCGAGUAGUGAUCAAGACGGUAUGAUGUGUCGAUACACAGAUACGGACAGCGGGCUGGGCAGAGCUACACCUCCAAGGAGGGCACCAAGUCCGGGUAUGGGAAGCAUGAGGCAUCUUCCGUCGCCGUCUGGGCCUGGUUCCUUACCUCCCGGUUUGAUGACCAAGAGACGAGUGUUCGAUGAUGGCAGCAGCGAUAUCAGUAGUACACCAAGUUCAAUGAUGGAUUAUAAUGGUCCAAGAUUGUAUAAACAACCAACUACGAAGUCAAAUCGUGGUAUUAUGCUAAAUGCUGUAGAAUAUUGUGUAUUUCCUGGUACGGUAAAUAAAGAAGCGAAGAGAAGAGUUCUGGAUGAAAUUGCAAGAUCGGAAAGCAAACAUUUUCUUAUUUUAUUUCGAGAUGCUGGUUGCCAAUUUCGAGCUCUUUACUCAUAUUGCCCAGAUAGAGAAGAAGUUUCAAAGUUAUAUGGUACUGGACCGAAACAAGUCAUUGAUAAAAUGUUCGACAAAUUUUUCAAAUACAAUUCAGGAGCAAAAUGCUUUUCUCAAGUACACACAAAGCAUCUGACUGUGACCAUAGAUGCCUUUACGAUACACAACAGCCUUUGGCAAGGUAAAAAGGUGAAUUUACCGAACAAGAAAGACAUGCCUCUCGUCAUAUAGUUUUACACAAGUGUCACAUUUUAUGCUACUAUACCCUCUGUUGUUCAUAGUUACUAUUUUAAUACAGGCCCAUAUUAAAUUAAUGCAAACGUUGCGUUUUUAGUCAAUUUUAUAAAAACAAGUGAUUGAUGCUGACUCAUAGAUACGGAUGUGCAAUCAUUUUCAACGUUUUUUACGAUUGCAUAUCACCAUUGAACGGCGUAAUGUUACCACGUAUGUUUCCUUUUUUCUUUUUUGUAAUUUGUUGUAUCUCUUCUUUUUGUAUUUUUCUUCCGUUUUGUUUUGUUUUUAAGAUAAUGUUGGCAUCAAUUACUAUGUUGUAAGUUUAUCAAUAUCUAAUUAAUAGGAAUGGUUUGUUGUCAAUAUCUAAUAUCUUUGCGGACUAAUUUUCGACGUGUAACGCCUUGUAAUCAUAUAAGCUGCUAUGUUGUAAAUGAAAGUCAUGACUGAUUGUAAAAGGUAAAUUAAUUUUUCUUAUAAAAUCAUUUCUUUUUUUGCUAAGAGAGAGGCAGGGCUUUCAUAAAUAUCACAAAAAUGAACGUUUCAUCUUUAUAUUUCAUAAAGUAAUUCGCACAUAUUUCCCCGUUACGCGUAAAUUAAAACUACUCUUAUUAUUAUUAUAAUUAUUAUUAUAUUAUUAUUAUUGUAGUAUCAUUAACUUCUAUGGAUUAUUAAAUGCGAAUAGAGGAUCAUUAAUUUGAAUAUGUUUUUUUUACAGAAUCUAUAAAAUGAUUCGUAUUCUCUAGUGUGAUUUUUGUAUUUGAUUAAUUUCUAUUGAACAAAACCAAAAGAAAAUAUUAAAGAAAAGAAUCACAAAAUGCUUUUGUUUUGCGUGAGAAUUUCAUUUAUAGAAUAGUCGAUAUUUUUAUGAAGUGAUUUUGAAGUUCAGCAUUGUUUCGUAUGAUCCGUUAUAAUUGUCUUAAAAUUCUUUUGUUCAUCGUGUACAUCAUUGUCAAAAGCGAAUUGAUGAUUCUUCGUUGACCAUGAGAUUUUGCAGCUGUUGACGGUUGCAGCAGCGUACGUAGAUAAUGUAAUUCGUUCGUUGAAAAGUGUUGAAAAAAAAACCAGCUCACGGACAAACGAAAAAAGUAAAAAAUAAUAAUAAUGUGGAUUUGUAAAUAUAUAAGUUGGUUCUGAUUAGUGAAAGAAAAUACCAAAUCAGCCUUAAGAUCGAUCUGGAUGUAAUUGAUGUUGUGCGAGGAUGUUUUUCCUUUACAGUGUAGGUACCAUCGAAUAUAAUUUAUAUAAUGCCUCGUUGAUUUGAAUAUCUUGAAGCGAGUCUUGUGAAGUGUGUAUCGGUAUAAGAUUAGAAACUUUUAAGAAUUUGAGAAGGGAGAGAGAAUGAGACCGUACCAAACAGUACCAAAAGUAAAAGUUUGUUUCCUGAGUGAACAGUAUGAUUUUGGUAACUGAUAUGAAGUGUCUGGACAUUAAAAAUGACCACGAAUUGGUAAAAUUUUUGAUUGAAUUGCUAUUUUUCUUUCCUGCGCGCAAUACAUACUUAUUCUAAUAUAUCGAACAAUUUAAAAUCUUGUAAUUAUUUCGAACAUUGUAAGAGGAAAGCAGAAAAUGAUUUGGAACGUGGAAGUACUAAAACAACAAAAGUUCUGUGUUUGAAGUUGCUUUUACUUUAGUUGAAUAACUUAUUUGAAUGUAUUCUAGGCCUAAUUCAUUCUAAUCCAAUAGUCUAUAGUCUGCAUUCCUCGUAACCAAGA